AUGUCGGAAAAAUUAAAGAAAAAGCCGGGCUUGUUCAGCAUUAAACGAUGGAAUAGUCAAAAGAAUGAUCAUCCAAUAUCGGAACAAAGCAGUCCGAUUAUGUCGCCACCAGUUCUCUCCAGGUCCACAUCCGUUGACAAGAAACUUCCAGCUAAUGGAAUAAACGAUCUAGUACAAUGUGCACUCUGCCUGGAACUGCUGAACACGCCAAAAAUGUUACCCUGCCAACAUACUUUCUGCUUAGCCUGCCUCAAAGUCUAUGUAGCCGAUCUCGCCGUCGUCAGCUGCCCCCUCUGUCAUACUAGAAUUCAGACUACUCCCCAAUUUCAUUGA
Messenger RNA from Pieris macdunnoughi, 333 nucleotides. Lineage: Eukaryota; Metazoa; Arthropoda; Insecta; Lepidoptera; Pieridae. The record is from the annotation of a GenBank genome assembly.